Gossypium arboreum is the source of this 1724-nucleotide messenger RNA. Its product is annotated as proline dehydrogenase 2, mitochondrial-like. Gene Ontology annotation, molecular function: proline dehydrogenase activity; FAD binding. Bases 59 to 1489 code for a protein of 476 amino acids. The record is from RefSeq and is a predicted model, not a curated record. The transcript is spliced from 4 exons. NCBI's taxonomy places the organism in Eukaryota, Viridiplantae, Streptophyta, Magnoliopsida, Malvales, Malvaceae. Gene Ontology annotation, cellular component: mitochondrion.
ACACAUUUCAUCAUAUAAUUAUUUAUUUCUUUCUUAGUAGAAUUAGCCAUCCCUUUCCAUGGCCAGAAGGCUGCUGCCGGCGACCACCCUCCGCCUCUUCAACAGGCGUUUUAACUCCACCGUCUCCACAGCUACCGUUUUACAGACCCUAAAACCCGAACCGGCAGCUUUGACGAUCGUCGACCUCGAUGAUCACCGGAAGCUUUUCUCUUCGGUUUCGACGUCGAAGCUGCUACGUUCGUCGAUCAACCUUGGGUUGACCUCUAACGAGACGUUCGUUGAUUUCGGAAUGUGGGUUAUGAAUUCUAGGCUUAUGGAAACCAGUUUGGUACGUGAUGUUAUAUUGAAGACAGUGAAACACACGAUGUUCGAACAUUUUUGCGCCGGCGAAACGACGGAGGAGGCGGGGGAAUGCGUGAGGAAAAUCCAUGACGCUGGCCUAAGGGGGAUGCUUGUAUACGCCGUCGAACACACCAGCGAUAACACCGGUUGUGAUCGGAAUUUGGAAGGGUUUCUUCGUUGUGUUGAAUUCUCCAAGUCCCUCCCACCUUCUUCUGUAAGUUUCGUCAUUGCAAAGAUUACAGCAAUAUGUCCCAUCAGCCUUCUUAGAAGAGUUAGCGACUUACUGAGAUGGCAAUACAAAGACCCUUCUUUCAACCUUCCAUGGAAGCUCCACACUCUCCCAAUUUUCUCCACUUCAAGUCCUCUUUACCACACUCUUCAAAAGCCUCCACCACUAACUCCAGAAGAAGAGCUUGACCUCGAACUGGCUCACGAAAGACUCCAAAAACUCUGCCAAAAAUGCGUACAAGAAAACAUGCCUCUAUUAAUCGAUGCCGAGGACACGUCCUUGCAACCCGCCAUCGAUUACUUCACUUACUCUUCGGCCAUCAAGCACAACCGAGACGGUAACCCUAUCGUUUACGGCACGGUCCAAGCUUACUUGAAAGAUGCGAAAGAGAGGUUGUUUAUGGCAUCCAAAGCUGCUGAAAAACUAGGAGUUCCAAUGGGGUUCAAGCUAGUAAGAGGCGCUUACAUGUCGAGCGAAACCGAAUCGGCUUCUUCGUUAGGCUAUGAUUCCCCUAUUCAUAAUAGCAUCGACGAGACUCAUGCGUGUUACAACGAUUGUGCUGGUUUCAUGCUCGAAAGGAUUGCUAAUGGCAAUGAUGCAGUCGUCUUUGCAACUCAUAAUAUCGAUUCAGGGAAGCUGGCAGCAUGUAGAGCAAGAAAUUUGGGGAUUCAGAAAGGGAAUCGGAGGCUUGAAUUUGCACAGUUAUAUGGAAUGUCGGAUGCACUUUCGUUUGGGUUGAGAAUUGCAGGCUUUCAAGUAAGCAAGUAUUUGCCAUAUGGACCUGUGGAUAUGGUAAUGCCUUAUCUUUUAAGGAGGGCUGAAGAGAAUAGAGGAUUGCUAUCUACUUCAAAUAUUGAUAGAGUACUCAUAUGGAAAGAGUUGAAGAGAAGAAUAAAGAGCCUGGAAUUUGGUAGGUAGAGAUGAGGGGGAAGGGUUGCUUGAAGGUAGGAAUGGGCAUACGCUAAAAUGAAAAGCUUUUAGCGAAGUGACAGGACAGUAGCUUUAGUUGCGGGAUGGCAAUUUCAGCCUUUAAUUUUAUUUUAUUUUGUUUUAUUUAUAAAUAUUACAUAUUUAAAGCCUUUACCGAUGAAGCUAAUUAAGGCUUUGUUUGUUUCAUUUAAAAUAAUUUUAGAAAAUAAUUUCUGAAAAAUAA